Molecule: messenger RNA, 327 nt
Organism: Harmonia axyridis
Lineage: Eukaryota; Metazoa; Arthropoda; Insecta; Coleoptera; Coccinellidae
Product: histone H4
Exons: 1
Coding region: 16-327 (103 amino acids)
Biological process (GO): nucleosome assembly
Cellular component (GO): nucleosome
Molecular function (GO): structural constituent of chromatin; DNA binding; protein heterodimerization activity
Source: RefSeq, a predicted model, not a curated record
AAGCGAUUUUUUAAAAUGACUGGCAGAGGCAAAGGUGGUAAAGGUUUAGGAAAAGGUGGCGCUAAGAGACACAGAAAAGUUCUCCGUGAUAACAUCCAGGGUAUAACUAAACCCGCUAUCAGAAGAUUAGCACGACGUGGUGGAGUUAAACGAAUCUCUGGCCUUAUCUAUGAAGAAACUCGAGGUGUACUCAAGGUUUUCCUCGAAAAUGUUAUCAGGGAUGCUGUAACCUACACUGAACACGCUAAAAGGAAGACUGUUACAGCGAUGGACGUCGUAUAUGCUUUGAAACGUCAAGGACGCACCCUGUACGGAUUUGGAGGUUGA